Podarcis raffonei (Aeolian wall lizard) is the source of this 1288-nucleotide messenger RNA. It is a transcript of the gene BHLHA15, whose product is annotated as basic helix-loop-helix family member a15. The transcript has 2 exons. The coding region runs from base 384 to 908 and encodes 174 amino acids. Gene Ontology annotation, molecular function: protein dimerization activity. NCBI's taxonomy places the organism in Eukaryota, Metazoa, Chordata, Lepidosauria, Squamata, Lacertidae. The record is from RefSeq and is a predicted model, not a curated record.
AUGUUGCUUCUGCGAUCCCUGCCCACACUGCAUAAUCCUUGCUUAGCUUCAGCCACAUGGCGAAACACUCUUAUAAUUUCACAACUGCCACACACACCUCUUGGCUUAUUUGCAAAAGACUUGACCGAGCCAAACUCCUCCUCUCUCACCUGUUUGUGCAUUAAAGUGACGUGUCCUAGCCCCGGUAAGCAGUCUGCAAGAGGCAGAGGAAUUCAAAGCACUUGCUCUCCUGCAUGUGAGCACCUUGCUCACCGAAGACACCAGCUUGGAGUUAAGGAUGCUGCUGCCGUCAUCUGCCCCAUUGCUGGCCCUUUGGUUGGUGCCAGAAUCAUCUUCCACAAGGAAAUAGAUCUGGGAUCCGGUUUCCUGGUGUCGCGCCGACGAUGAAGGCCAAAAGCAAAGGUGCGAAACGUCGGCACACCAUCCCCGAAGACACCUUGCGUCAAGAGCCAGCCCCUGGCGGGGAGGAACUCGGGAAAUGCUUGAGGCGCAAAGAGAAGAGGAACAACGAGGGCCAGAAGAGCCCUUCCAGGCCGGCGAAACUGCCUUGGGGAGGUAGCAAAGACAGGCGCUUGCGGAGGCUGGAGAGCAAUGAGCGGGAGAGGCAGCGCAUGCACAAGCUCAACGCCGCCUUCCAGGCCUUGCGGGAGGUCAUUCCUCAUGUGAGGGCGGAGAACAAGCUCUCCAAAAUCGAGACCCUCACCCUGGCCAAGAACUAUAUUAAGUCUCUCACCUCGACCAUUCUCCGGAUGUCCAACGGGCACAUCCCUGCCGCCGAGGCCCCCGGUGCGGGGAGCAGGUCCAAACUGUACGAACACUACCAGCAGCACUGCGGGGAAGACGACGAUCCCGCGGGGCAGCUGCAGAAGUAUUCCACCCAGAUCCACAGCUUCAGGCAAGGCAGCUAGAGGGUAGACAAGGGUCUUCCCUGGUUGUGUUUCCUGUUCCCAGGGAAAGACCCAAAAGGGUCAAUCAACAGCGUGGCGAAAGGAUUUAGGGAAGGCUAUGUUUGCUCCCCUUUGUUUGUUUGAAAAGACCUGUGAAUUCACACCGAACAAUUCUGAGGCUGGAUUAUGCAAUGGACAAGUGGGUUCUGUGACCAAACACAUUGCAAGGCAAAAGCUCUCCGGUUCCCCCAGAAGGCCAUGAUACUCGCCACCACCUCCAUUCACAGAUUUUUUUGUUUUCUUUUCUAACUAAAAUUCUGUGGCUUUUGAACAUACUCAGCCCUCAUUGGAGUAUAUUUUUUGGGGUGGUAGGAGGUGGUCCAUUCAGGGAUUUUGGGCUG